CAUUCGACAGAUAGGAUAUAGAUCGAACCAAUCAUUUUGGUCGGUUUAAAAAAAAAAAAGUUUGUGGUUCUCGCAUAGGUCUCUUCUUCCUUCUCAAUUUCAUCCCGCAUUCGUCGUCAAUAAACCAAUUUGAUCUUGCAAUCUUUACUGUGAGGGGAUGCAGAGCUCAAGCUUUCUGACGGUGGGGGAGCGCCUCUGUUUCACUUUCCUUCCGCUGAUAGCCAUCUUUGAAUCUCUGAUCUUCGUCGUCACCAACUGCUUCGAAAGCCACCCGAAGAUUCUCCUUCGAAGCACUCCGCAAGCCCGCCAUGAUUUUGCCAAGCUCGCAGAGGAAUCUCGAUGCUUCACAGUGAACGAGGUAGAGGCGCUACACGAGCUGUACAAGAAGCUGAGCUGCUCCAUCAUCAACGACGGCCUUAUUCAUAAGGAAGAACUUCAAAUGGCAUUGUUUAUGACUCCAACUGGAGAGAAUCUCUUCCUUGACCGAGUUUUUGAUCUUUUUGAUGAGAAGAAAAAUGGUGUUAUUGAGUUUGAAGAGUUCAUUCAUGCACUAAGCGUCUUCCAUCCUUAUGCUCCUCUGGAGGACAAAAUGAACUUUGCAUUCAGAUUAUAUGACUUGAGAUCAACAGGUUAUAUUGAGCGAGAAGAGGUUAAACAGAUGGUUGUUGCUAUCUUGACAGAGUCUGACUUGAAGCUUCCAGAUGAACUUCUUGAAGCCAUAAUUGAUAAGACAUUUGAAGAUGCUGAUGCUGAUAGGGAUGACAAAAUUAGCAGAGAUGAGUGGAAGGAUUUUGUUAGUCGACACCCUUCACUUUUGAAGAAUAUGACUCUUCCCCAUUUGAAGGACUUGACAAAAGCAUUCCCAAGUUUUGUGUUCAACACUGAAGUUGAGGAUUAGGAAACAUUGACAGUUUAGCUAAAACUAUGGAGCUUCAGAAGUGAUCCUCUGUUUGUACAAAAUGUGCCAAGUGCUCUGUAAUUAUGAAUUUAAAACUCUUUGGAAAUGUCAGUAAAUGUAUCAUUUUCCUCCAUUGCUCUA
This is a messenger RNA of Dendrobium catenatum, 1039 nucleotides long. Its product is annotated as calcineurin B-like protein 9. NCBI's taxonomy places the organism in Eukaryota, Viridiplantae, Streptophyta, Magnoliopsida, Asparagales, Orchidaceae. The transcript has 8 exons. The record is from RefSeq and is a predicted model, not a curated record. The coding region runs from base 158 to 898 and encodes 246 amino acids. Gene Ontology annotation, biological process: calcium-mediated signaling. Gene Ontology annotation, molecular function: kinase binding; calcium ion binding.